Diaporthe citri is the source of this 1215-nucleotide messenger RNA. RefSeq lists its product as uncharacterized. The transcript has a single exon. The coding region runs from base 1 to 1215 and encodes 404 amino acids. The record is from RefSeq and is a predicted model, not a curated record. Lineage: Eukaryota; Fungi; Ascomycota; Sordariomycetes; Diaporthales; Diaporthaceae.
AUGACGCCGAUGCCAACGCCUACGGAGGCGGACACAUCAUAUGAUCCUAGGACGGCGACUCCUACGUACGGCACGGGGGCGGGCCCCCUGACGACAGUCUUCCAGACGCCCGACUUCUGCGCCUCUUCAUUAUGGCAAUACCCCUUGACGCCGCCGCUGUACAGCUCCAUCUGCAUGCCACCCAACUUCAAUAAUUACUGGAACUGGCAAAUAGGCUACUAUUCACCGGGCAUCUGCCCCUCGGGCUACACUGCCGCGUGCGACUUCCCGACAUCACUCGCCACCUUCUCAUCAUUCACAGACGAGUCCGCGUCGUCUAAAUCAUGGCCGUACUACGGCGGCGAGGUGAAGUCGGAUGAGACGGCUAGGUUAUGUUGCCCGACGGGCUACAACUGCUAUUCCACGGGGAUGAUGGGGGUCGGAUGGAGUUAUAGCCUCUGCAUAUCCACAGUGCCGUCCACGACAAUGCGGGACCCGGAGGUGACAACAGGCACAGCAUAUACGACAACAGAAAACCUGGCAUAUGCAAUACAAGUAAGAUGGCGGGAGGAGGACUUGAGCAUACUAGAGACGAAUCCGACCGUUCCGGGGCAGACGAUUGUGCAGACUCAGGCAAUCACAGAUGAGGCCACACCUCAAGCAACGCAAGCAACACAAGCCGGAACCGACUCCACAGAUGCCCCUGGGACAUUCUCCCGCGGGUCUGUCGCAGUCGCCGCAGGUGUUUCGGUCGGAGUGUUCUUGCUGCUAUUAUUAUCAGCGAUAUUGAUAUGGCGCCUGGCAAAGAAGAGGAAACAGGUGGCACGAUUGCAGAUGAGCGAGAAGGACAACAAGAGCCCCAAAGUGGGCUCCAGCGCCGACACAGUAAGCACCACGCUGUCCUCGGGGCCGUAUUCGCCGAACCCGGUCAGCCCGCUGACGGACGCGGGGGCGCGCUCCAUCACGGGUACCGUGAAGGGGGCCAACACGGCAGAGAUCGACUCGAGCCCCGUGGCCGAGAUGGCGACGGGGGAGUCCAACGCGGCGGAGCUGGCCGGCGACGCGACAAAGCCGGUGGAGCUCGCGACGGAGGAGAAGCCGGUCGAGGUCGAGACGAGGGAUUUCGUGGCGGAGCUGCCGGGCGAUAUGCCGGCCAGCUGGAGGGAGGACGUGGACGGCAGGCCCACGAGGAUGAAUACCCGGAAACAGCCAGGGGAGAAGUGGAAUUGGAUAUAA